Messenger RNA from Emiliania huxleyi CCMP1516, 612 nucleotides. RefSeq lists its product as hypothetical. Bases 1 to 612 code for a protein of 203 amino acids. Lineage: Eukaryota; Haptophyta; Isochrysidales; Noelaerhabdaceae. Gene Ontology annotation, biological process: adenine catabolic process; hypoxanthine salvage. The record is from RefSeq and is a predicted model, not a curated record. Gene Ontology annotation, molecular function: adenine deaminase activity. Gene Ontology annotation, cellular component: cytosol. The transcript is spliced from 5 exons.
AUGACCGACUACCUCCGUCGAGCGGCUGCCGACGGCGUCGUCCGCGCCGAGAUCUUCUUCGACCCGCAGACGCACUGCUUCGGUGACGCGGCGCGAGACCCGACCGGCGUGGGCCCCGCCAAGCUGCCGUACGGCACGGUCCUCAGUGGCUUGUGGCGCGCGGCGGAGGACGGCCGCGAGGCACUCGUCGUGUGGUUGGCUGUUGUGGGAUCGGGUUUCGGGGCGUUCGGCGUCGAAUCUGCCCUCAUCCUCUCCUUCCUGCAGGACCGCUCGCUCGAGGAGGCGAUGGCGGUGCUAGACGAGGCGCUCAAGCCGGGCAACGUCAGCAAGAUCGUCGGCGUCGGGCAGGACAACGGGACGGGGCGCGCGGGCACACAGAGCGCGGCGGCGGCCCGACUGCGUCCUACCUCCAUCACCACCUCCAUCACCACCGUCUGCCACGCCGGCGAGGAGGAGGGCGCGGCGAACGUGGCGAUGGCGCUGGACACGCUGCAGGCUGGGGAGGGCCGCGACGCGUCCGUCGUCGCGCGGCUCGCCAGGCAGGGCACGCCGCUCACCGUCUGCCCGCUCUCCAACCUCCGCAUGCAGAUCCAGGCGCACACCCACCGCUGA